GUCAACCAGCCAGAAGACGCCAUGUUGUAAGAAACGUUGGUGGUAAGUGUUUACAAUUGUAUAAAUAUCAUUGUGCCUAAAAAUCGUAACUAAUUCGUUUUAUAAUUUUUACUGAUUUUAUUAAUCAAAUGGUAUGAGUCUUCAACUGACAUUCUGUGCGGACAACCUAAAAGAAGAGAUGUCAUAAUGAUCCGGACUAAAUAGAGCCCGUUCCUAUCAGUAUUUGAUUGCGACCAAUCGGGACAACGGAAGCUUGUAUUCUCCGAGUGCUCUUAUCUGUUGUCUCUUAAUCGACCCAGUUACCCCUGUUAGAGUUCCAGAAAGGAAAAUAAGCAGUUCAUUUUUAAAAUGAAACCUGUAUUUAUUUAUUUAAUGACACCGUUUUAUUUAAUUAUAAAAAAUACAAAUUAAUGAAAGAUGUUUGGGGUUGACCUUGCCCUUGAUGGUCGCCAUUUAUUUUCGGUGACUCCGUACUAGGGAAUAGCUUCCACUUUCGUUUUCAACCAAAGUUCUUCCUGUCUCACCAUUUUCGUUUUUCUUAAAUUAUUUUAAAAAGCUCCACACACUCUCAUCCCAUAAAUUAUUUAAAUAAAAGAAGUAGAAGGUGUUACAAGACUGCGAUCUCUCAAAAAUCAAAUUAAUAAUAGCAUAAGCUUGAUUUAAAGUAAAGACAAAAAUCAAUUCAAUAAAUAAAUAAAGAUCCCAUAUUAAAUUAUAUAAAUUAAAUAAAUAUAAUUAAUAAUAAAAUAUAGAGUAGACAUACUUACUAUGACUAUGACUAUGAUUGAUACUAUCAUAUAGUACAUAUAUUUUAUAUCAUAUAGCAUGGCAUAUGCCUAACGGACUUAAACUUGCCUUAGUCUUAGGCUUAGUCACUCGGACUUUCCCCAAUUACCUUAAUUAAAAUUAUUAUCUGUAAAGGAAGUGUUGAGUGUAGCUUUAAAUUGAAAAUAAUAAAAAAUGAGUAUUGGUAACUGUAGUCAGCAUUAUAAGUGGGCCUAUAAGAAUUAUUAGUGCAUAUUGAUAGUUUUGUUAGAAUUAACUUAAGUAACAUCUUGAAGUGACCAACUAAAACUCACAAAUCCAUAAGCACAUUGAAAUGUGUAGUCUAUUUCUAGCUUUCUCGAAAAGUUUCUCUUGGUUCGGUAUUUUUCCUAAAUCAUGUUAUAUCUAUUUUCUUUAAACGAUACCGGAACAGUAAACUUAAUUUGUAAAAAUGUUUGAUACAUUGACACAUUGAAAUGGAGAAAUACCAAGAUCUUAACUUGAAUUAAGUCAGCAGAUGAUGUCAAUAUUUCUUUUACAAAGGUGCUUACACAUUGCUUAAUUAAUUUUUACCAUUAUCAGAAUUUAUCAAGGUACUGUUUGAAGCAUUUUAGCCAUCCUUAUGUAACGCAGUGUAAGAUUAACUUAUAGGCAAAUGAAGCAUGUGACUAUAUGCUCUGCUCAUUUAAGACAAGAGGCCAUGCAACAAGGAUUCCAACGGGGGGGGGGGGGGGUGAUUGGAUUUAAUUUGAUAUUGAAUGUACUAGUAAUAAUGUACUGUUUAGUACUGACAGGGAUCUCAAGCAACUCCGCGAAAAAAAAAUCAUUAAAAUUUCGGGGAGAGAAAAGAAAAAAGUAAGUAACAACAACGCAAGUUGAAUAAUCAUCAAAGGGGGAUUUUGAAAGCUGGGAUGAAUAGAAUAAAAAGUACAAUGUCAGUUAACUAGGCCAGUGCAACAAAAAGUAUUUUACAUUUCCCAGCCCUGAUAUUUAAAAAUAUGUGCACGGGGAGAGGGGGGGGGGGCAAUGCAGUACCUUCAUUACAUGCUGUCCAGGGACAAUGGCCACAAGUAUGCCCCACGUCACAACACAUCCAUUUCUAUAAAGGUAGACCUAUAUAUAAACCACAACCAUCACACCCACAAAGUACCCCCCAGGGUGAGACAAAAAGAAUAAAAAGUACAAUGUCAGUUAACUAGGCCAGUGCAACAAAAAGUAUUUUACAUUUCCCAGCCCUGAUAUUUAAAAAUAUGUGCACGGGGAGAGGGGGGGGGGCAAUGCAGUACCUUCAUUACAUGCUGUCCAGGGACAAUGGCCACAAGUAUGCCCCACGUCACAACACAUCCAUUUCUAUAAUGGUAGACCUAUAUAUAAACCACAACCAUCACACCCACAAAGUACCCCUCAGGGUGAGACAAAAUUUAGACUUCCUUAACGCCUCCACAGGUCUUAAUCCAUAAUGCAACACUGGAGGAAUGGGUGCUUCAGUUUAAUAAUUAUAUUAGGGUGUAUGGUCUGAAAAAUAUAGUGAAUCGUAGAUUUAAUUCAUUUUUUAAAGUUAAUCUAAAUAGUGGUUUUGACCUGCAUUCCAUAUUUUAGCUUUAUUACUCUUACAUAAUUAACACUGCGUCAUAAUUUAUAUUUUUAAAAGUUGUUUUUUUUUACAUAAAGCAAUGCAAAUGUAUAAUUACCUGGUCUUAAUUUCUUUUCAGACAAACAACAAUUAAUCUUAUUGUGGAAAGUUAAACAUUGUAGCUAUGGACAGUUCACCCAUAGAGGACCAGGUUUCAUCUGAACAACUUGAUGACAGUAAAUAUGCUUCCUAUUUUUUUUUUUCAGUAUACUUUAAAGUAUCAUUGCUUAAAGUUAUCAAAGAAAAGUUUAAUUUAAAUUUAUGUAUCAAUUUUAAAUGUGUUCAUUUUAUGUUGUUUAAAUCAUAAAUAGGAAGUGCUUAAAGUGUCAAGGAUAUACCUGUGAUGCAGCAGGUUCUAAAAAAAAUCAAUCUUAAAUUGCUUUCUUACUGUGCAGAUGCCACUGUAGAAUGCUCCAUACCAAGUGAUUGUGACCUUGGUAAUCAAGUGUUUACACUUGUCAGUAGCAAUGGAAGUCAGUUUGUGGUCAUGUCAUCUGGUGCAGAUACUCUCAACCUGGCAAGCUCAGGACUCAUACAGACUGGAGGCCAGUCUGUGGCAGUGAACAUUGAUGAUGCCACACGUUAUCUUCUGCAAAAUCAGGGAAUGACUGGUGUGAUGCUACAAGAUGAGACAUAUCAAAUUUUGGAACAGCCAUUAGUGCAGGUAUAUUUUAGAAUUCAUCACUUAUUUCAUUGGUCCAAUGAUUGAAAUACCACAUUUCAAAUUGAUAUUCAUUAAAUAAGGUGAGAAUAUGUUUUCAGAAAUUGUUAAAGUAAAGUUCACAUUUGCUCAAGGGUUUAAUUUAUUUCAGCUUUUAUUGUAUUUAUUUUUCUAAUGAACAAAGUAAAUAUCCUAGGAUGUUAAAGACUAUUUAAGAUAAUCUAACAGAAAUUAUCAUGGAGCUUUUCAAACUCAAUACCUAAACUAACAGGGUAUUAAAAUAUGAAUAAACAGGUAGAAAGAGAAGAUGGCACAUUAGAGGCCCAAACACUUCAUAUUGAGGUUUUACGAGCCUUACAAGAUAAUCUAGCUCAGCAGCUCCCAUCUCUUGACUCGUGUUAUACAAUCGAAGGAAUGGACAGCUUGGAUGAGACAUCAUCAUCAUCAAUUAAAGUUGAAGCUCCCCUGGACUCAAAUGCUGAUGAGUCAGUAAAUGAAGACUCUGUUGACCACACAGAUCUAACCAGUAAUAAAACUGCUAUUUCUCUCAUGGCUGGUCACUCAUUAGAUGAUUCUGACUCAGCUAGUGGCUCUGACAUCAAGAAGAAAAAGCAUUCACAAAAGGAGGUAAAUAGUUUCCUAUUGAUAUCAUAAGGUUCCUCAAAAGACUAGGCUGGCUUUUUAACUUUUUGUUACUGAUUUGUUCUGUAUUCUUCAGUUCUAUAUUUGGCAAUGUUAUAUUUUGGUAAAAUUUCAUCUAGAAAAAAGGAAUAAAGUUAAAUUUUGUGUUUGAAUUAAGAAUACUUCAUUCCUUUACAUAAGCUUCUCUUUUUUUCUUAUGCAGUGUAAGGGCCAGUUAGUCUUGACAUUUCAAAUGUUUUCCUGUUGCUUUGAUUUUUUUCUAGAUAUAUAAAAUAACCAUUAAAAGUCCUUUUAUAUAUGAGCUAUGUUGCAUGUUAACAGGAAUGAUAAUAAUUAAAAUAAUCUUUAAAAAAUAUGUAAAUAUUAAGUUGUGAUAGUUGCAAAAGACUUAUUCAAUGACUUCAUUGAAACUCACUUCCAUAUUUUUUUAGUGAGUGUUAAAAUUUCAGUGAGACACAUAAGUUAACUUUUCUGUUUUAAUUAAAUAUCUAGGCUAAAAAGCUAACUGCGAAAAAAGAACCAUCCAAACAGCCAGAUUUGAACAGUCCUAUCCCUCUCUCAGAUCAAACAAUAAUCAUGGUUAAAGGGAAGAAAUGUGUCCUGGCUUUUAACCAGGAAACCCAGCAAGUUUGCGCUUACCCUUUAAAGCCACCUCCAGGUAAUUCAUGCAAGUGUUCAAGAAGUUCUUACUUAACCACAAAUACUUUAUUUAAAACAAAGGAAAUGGACGGAUGAAUUUCCUCAAGCUUCUUUAUAGUAAGUGUAUAACUUAAAUAAAGAUGUGAUAUCUAAUGGUGAAAAAAAUGUGCCAUAUAGUGCAAGAAAGUUUUAGUUAUACUCACAUCACAUUCAGUUUUAUGAGGCAUGGUAUAAAUGUUAGACUUCAAUGAUUUGGCCAGUUUGAAGGAAGUUUAGUUACAUUUCAGUUUCAACAAAAUAAUAGUAACUCCAUAGCCUCCUGACUAUCAUAAUCCAUUCAGUGAUGUCCUGUUAAAGUUAGCAGAUUUGACUCUUACAUUAGGUGCAAAGCGUAGAGGGCGGCCCAGGUUGACGGAGGAAGAAAAGGCAGAAAGAAAAAAACAACUGCAAACUACUGGGGGAGACGAGACGAUUGCAGAAGUUACCUCCCCUACAGAAAAAAGUAACGCUGCUGAAACACUGUUGGAACUCUCUAAUGUUGGUGAGUAGAAGUUAGUUGUUAUAAUAUCAAAAUAUUUCUACUAAAUGCUUUAUUUCUCAUGAAUAGCUAUUAACCAUGUCCUUCUCUGUGUGUUAUUUGUUUAGUUUUCUUUGCUUAAUAAAAUAAUAAAAAGGCUCAAGUUAUAAGAUUAAUUAAAGAAUGUCAAUCUGUUCUAAUUAUGUUCUUAACGCUAUUAUAAUUCAGUCUUGGCUUUAAAAAAGAAUGUUGGUUUAUUAUGAACAUUUGAAUGAUCAAAUUUAUUUUUUUUAGGCUCUGAUGGUGUGAGAAGAAGUGCAAGAAAAAGAAAAAAAGCAAAGUUGUUUGAUGGUAAUUGAUAAAUAAAGUAUUCGGAAACUUAAAAUAAAAUUGUUCAAACAUGUAUCUAAUUAGAGCCCUAAAAAUAAAUAUUGCUUGUUUUAGGAAUAUUAUAAUUAAUCAAUGGUUUGACAUUUACACCAAAUAAAUGAUUGGAUGAUAAGGUUGUCAGUGACCUUUUCUCAUCAUCCAAAAAUUUAUCUUGAGGAUACUCUAAAUGACAAAAUUGGUUUAUUUAAAUUAUUUAUAAAGUAUGUGAUUAAAUGUUUUCUUCAUCUCCAAUGUAGAAUAUGAAGAACUGGAGGAUUCUGAUGAUGACACUGAGCCACCAUUUAUAGACAGUCAAGAUAAAGAUCCAGACAUCAGCCUCAAUCUUUCAGAAACAAAAAGGAAAAAGAUAGUUGUGAAACAAGAGAUUCAACUUUCACCUUCCACGAUAAUGUUAUCUGACCCAACACAACGUAAGCAAUUUACCAAAAUAAAUUAUAGCAUUUUUGUUUUUGUAAAAUAUUAUUCCAUUUUUUUAAUAAUCACAGAUUUGUUUUUAAAGAAAGAAAAUAAUUGAUAAAUCAAUGUCAUUCUGAAUUUUGUAUGAGUCUAAAAGUAACAAGAUUUUCAUUUGCAAUAUAAAAAAACAUGUACCAUUUUCAAGAUACCAUCACAAUCAUCUAAAAAGAGUAUUUUGUUUAGUUAAUCUGAUUUUUUUAAAAAUGUUUUUUGCCUUUAUUUUUUUGACUAUGAUAAAUCAAGAGUAAACACACACAUUAAUUAUAAUGCCAUAUUAAAAGUAUAAUCAGUUACACAUCUUAUAUUUUUAGCAAAAAAACGAGGUAGAGGGCGGCCACGUCGAUAUCCACCCCCUGGUCAGCAACAAACUCAUACCUCCAUACCAGCUGUGAUGAUUCCAUCUGCAAAUGGACAAACUUUAGUCAUGGCCCCAAUACAGGUGUGUGAUUUCUGAUGGAUCUAUAUCGUACAAUGAAUUGAGGCUAAAAUUCUGCCUCAAUCAUCUUAUGUUUCUUCUCAUACUUUUCAAAAGAAACUAAUUGCAAACUCUUUUCAUAAUCCAACUUUUUACUCAAAAAUAUUUUUAUUUUUUUUUCCUCAAUUUUCUUUCAAAGACAUAUUGAAGAACUAACAUAAUUAGUAAACACAAGACCACUUUCUGUUUUCUUCUUUUCUUCCUCUUCCAUACAUAUUAAUAUAAUCACUGGAACUUAUUCGAAUAGGUCAUAGAUUGAUGAUAUAAUUCUAACCCCUGUUUUUCAGGGGCUGCAAAAUCUUCAGAAUUUCCGCAGACAGCUGCCCAAUCUUAUUCCCAAACCUCCCUCUGAUGUAAAUUCCUCUAUGGCUCAUGAAGUGACAGAUCCAGCUACAUUGUCACUUGGCAGUGACACUGACACAUUGCCUUUAGAUACUUCAGGAGGUAAUAAGUGUGUUAUAGUUUCAGGACAAUUGUUCGUUUUUUUUAUUCAUUUUUAUUUCAGCCAGGAUUUCAUCCCUGUUACAGGAAACAAAAAUUCAAUAGAGCUCGGUGCUCUUUUUCAACAAAUAUCAUCCAGAAUAUCAAGCAGAAUCGGCCAUAGGGCUUAAUUUAAUGUAUUUAUUUGUUUUUAUUCCCAUUUCAGCCCUUGAUAGUAAUAGUAUUAUACCCAAGGCACUUCAAGGGGACACAAUUCCAUUAGGAGAUGGUGAAACACCUGAUCAAGGGGAUACCCUGGACCAACAGAGUGUGUACAGCAUAGUAUAUAAAUUAUAAGACUCAAGCUAUUUUCUGUUUACUUACUUACAAAGCCCACUCUGUAAAUGUUAAUAAAUUCAUCUGGUUUUAGAUAAAUCAAUUCAAAAAUCAGUGUAAUGGUCCUCAUUGUAACAUUUUUUUAAAAAUGUCUAUGCUUAAUUGAUCCAGCUUCAAGCAUGUUGACUUUUAUGACACCAACAAGCUCCAUGUCAGAUAAGUCUAAAGAUGGCCAGAUGUCUGAGGGUGUGAUAAACUCCAACCAGGCAACAGUCAUUCAGAUUCCAAACAACUUGCUGGCUUCUCUGGGCUUUAAGAAAGAUCCAAUUAAGAUUGGUAAGUAGUUAUUAGUUUGGUAAGUAGUAAUUAGUUCUAAUUGUGUUGAAAAUAUAACGAUGAAAGAUUCUGAUAGGCAGAAAAGACAUUACAAUAAAAUAAGUUGGGUGGAUGCAAGUUUCAUGAAUACAAAACUUGUGUGCUACAGUUAGAGUUUUGUCAUUCUCAGCUUAUAUAGUAUAUUGGCAUCCUUGCGUCUUCACGAGGCGAUGGUGUAGCUUAAAUAUUAUUGCUCAGCUUAUAGCACGAAUUGUAAAAAACUUGACUAAGUGGAAAUAAAACAUUUUUAAUUUAUUUCAAAGAAUGAAAUCUUUUCACGUGUUUAUCCAAAAUAAUCAUGAUACAUAUUUAAAGGACUGAAGGCAACAGAGCGGGAACUUGAAAAACUGAAGUGCCCAAAAUGUGAUUUCCAAGGCUACUACAUGCAGCAAUAUCGUACACACAUUGCCACCCAUGGAGAUGAUCUACAGAAAUGCAAAUGUUGCAGUUAUCUUUCAUUGGAUAGUGAAGAUUUAUUGGAACAUUUUAAGGUGAUUCUCUUCAAGUUGAUGCGCACCUGUAAUAUUAUCCUAAUUGCUGUAAAAAUAUUUCAAAAAUGGCCUAUAACAAAAACUGGUUUAUUAUUCUCCUGACCUUUGUAUACUGGUAUUUUCUUAAGACUAAUAAUGCAUCUAUGACGUAAAAGUAGCUCCUUGUAAGGGAGCCAUGGUACAUUUAGAUGAUGGGAUAUUUUAAUGCUGCUUUAUGUUGCAGGAAUAUCAUCCCCGCUGUAUAUGCCAAGAAUGUGAUUAUAUGGCAGAACAUGCUUACAUCAUUAAACGUCACAUGAUGCGCCAUGAUACCAAAAGUUGUACAUGUACAGCAUGCGGGAAGGUGUACAAGGUAUCACAUAUUUGGUGUUAAAUAAUGAUACAUUUAGAUAAUUACUAGCUGGGGCACAUGUAAAAUAUGGGAAUAGGUUAUGUAAUCUUUAUUAAAAACUGCAGAUGGCGCUCCGUAUAUCCACCAAUAUUUAGUUGUAUUGGCUCUAUAUAGAGUGAGUAGUGAUGGGUAUUGUUGCCGUUUUCUUUGGGUAUUGACUGUUAGUGGUGCCAUUUCAGUAGUGUAUUUACAUGUACUGACACCAUGUUAGUUUUAAAGCUGGCAUAUUUGGAAUCAGUAAAAGGCUCCCUGAUUCAACAGUACACCAGUGUGAACACAGCAAGGUGGAUAUCAAAUAUAUUCUUUUAUAAAUAUAUGGUGGCACACCACAGGGGAAGCAGCAAAUGAUAGCGCAGCAUGGUGCGCAAUGAGAGUUGUGAGGAUAAGAUCCACUCUGGAAUUAUUAUUAUAAAUAUUACACUGUAGAUUGAUUUAGUUCUUUGGGAAGAAAAUCUAUUAAAGUUAGCUUUCAGAACCAUAACUUUUCUAUCAUAUUUACAAAUAUGCUUUACAGGUGCAGACAAAAACUACUGGAAACACACUCAUAAUUCUUAUUCCCCACCUUUUUUAAAUCUUAUAUUUUAUUUCAGAAUUUUUCUUUUAAAUGAAGCAACAGUGUGUUAAUUAUUUCUUUACCUAUCCUUAAUAUAUUAAAUCAAAAAAAAAUUUGUUAUAUUUUUCAUUCUAGGAUAUGUACAUUCUGAAAAUGCACAUAAAAAUGGUGCACAUGCCAGCUGAAGUUUUGUUUGAGUGUACAGUUUGUUCUAAAAAGUUUACACGCAAAGCACAUCUUAAAAGACAUUUGCGCAUACAUGAACCAGAGAAACCAUACAAGUGUACAGUUUGUGAUUACAGGUUUGGAAUCUGCUUUUCUCUUCUUAUCGCAUAGUUUAUAAUGAACUUGUUUGCUUAAUACAAGUUUUAUAAUUUUGUUUGAAGCCUUAAAAUAACCUUUUUAAACAAAAUGAAGCUGCUUCACAGUGUCUUCCUUGCUUCUGCAACAUUUAUUAGUUUUCACUUUUAACAAACAUUGCCAAAAAUUGUUCCGUUUUUAUUAUUUAUUUUUUUUCUCAGAGGCUGUGAAAGAUCUGAUAUAUCUAAACACAUGUUAAUACAUCAGGAUCCGAAGCAUGCUUGUGAACGCUGUGGAAAAACAUUUAGACAUAUUAAGAACAAAGAGCUUCACGUGAAAAGGUAUUUUAUCAUCCUGGCCGAUUCAAAUGACUUUUGCUGGUCAUUCAUGAUUAAGAAUUCUUUGAAUUAAUUUUGGAUUUCAUUUCAUUGCUACCUUAAGAAUGAGGCUGCAACUUGAGCUUAAAAUAAUCUUUUCCACCAGACUUCUUGGAUCUAAUCUUCAAAUUAUCUAUUAAUUAAAAAUAACUAUGGAAAUGGGUUACUGAAUUAUUUUACACAGAUCUCAUUAGGACCACAGAUAGACCCAACUGUACCAUUGUAUCUUACUUACAUUUUUAUAUAUUCCUCAAGUAGAUUGGAAAUCAUAGGAGCUUUUAUCAAUUAUGUAUGGUAAAUAAUUUUUAAUCUAUUUUCAUUUCCAUUUUAUAAUGCACCUUUUGUCAAAUUAAAUAUAUAGCUUAAGGUGUGCUUGAAUUAUUUGUUUUCAUGACAGACAUUUUGGCCAGAGAGAUUACAAGUGUGGUGUGUGUGACUUUUUUGGCUACACUUUCACUGAUAUAAGGAAGCACAUAGAACGAAAGCAUCAGGAUAUCAAAACUUUGAUCUGUGAUAAGUGCAACAAACCUUUGAAAAAUGAACUUGCUCUUAGGGUAAGGGGUCAUUUCAGUUUCAACCAAUUAUUUUACUUUAUAAAGUAAUAUUUUUAUUUUAUUCAAAUACCACUUUAUACACUGGUGUGUUGCAGAUAGUUCAUUUUGGGUGUUUAACAUGAUUUAGAUAUCAAGGAGUUUAAAAAUAUUUUUGGCGGCUUGUAAAACGAUACCAAUAACGUAUUCAAACAUAAAAUUUAACAAUGAUAAAAUAAUAAAAUUGAUGCUCAGUGAAAAAGCUGGGUUGUUGUUAAAAUAAGCUUUAAAUUUUAAAUUAAAUCUUAAAUAAAUAUUUAAUUUCAAAGUAGUUAUCUGUUGGAAAAAUGCCAGUAACUUUAAAUGAACUCUUAGCUUUUCCAUGAGGGCAACAUAAAAACAAUUAGGAAUUGCAACUUAUAACUGAGUAGUUGACAUGGAGAUAAAAUGAUUUUAAUUUGCCCAGGAACAUCAACAAACGUGUAAUGUCAUGAUGAUUGAGCAAGUCCUGGCCAUACCUACGUCAGCAGGUGGCACGAGUCAGGCUACCAUCCAAAUACCGUCCAAUCUUAGUCCUGAUGGCCAGCUCAUUCUGGAUGGGCAGACCAUAACAAUGGAUGGACAGACCAUCUCAGUCAAGAAGAAUGGAGUCAUCAUGGUUUCAGGGGGUGAGUCAAUAUAUAGGACUAAGAUCAAGUUAAUGCUGGGAUGUUCAUGAUAUUAAUCACCAGUGAUGCCAGGAGGAAUGUUGAGGAUAACUAAGUACACAUUGAAGAAUUUUCAUGAAUAUUGAUUUUUUUUUUAAAAUUAGGGUUAAAUUGAUUUAUUGAAAAUUUUACAUUUGCUCUGUCAUUGGUGUAUAAAGCAGUUAAUAUAGGUGAUUUGCACUUUGGUUUGCAUCAUUUGAUGUCACUUUCAAGCCAUUUUUACAAUAUACUAAAUGGCAGAUAAUGAUAUGAAUUAAAUAGUUCAAAUUAGCAUUUUCUAAGCAAAAUGGUCUUUAGUGAAAUCAUCAAAAAUAGCAUACAUUUUGAAAGAAAUAAAAUUCUUUGCCUUUAAGUUUCAGAGCAACAGCUGAUCCUGGCUGAUGGAACAACAGAAGAGGAGGAAGAAGAGAUGGAUGAUGAAGAGGGGGGAAUAAAUAGAGCCAUGCAGAUCAUCAGUGAAACCAUUAUGACAGAAUCAGGGGAAGAGAUGCACAUCAUAUCGCAAGAACAGUUGGGGGACCCAGGCUCCAUGGACGCUAGUGUCACCCUCACCGAGGGCCUACAAACAACACACAUAAUAGAUCAAAAUGGUCAGAUUUUGAGGACCUCUGAUGGCAUUCAUUUGCUUAAUCAAAAUGGGCAGUAUUUUUACAAAACAGAACAAAGUGAAGAGCAAUCUGGUCAUUUAAUGGAUGAAAGUAAACCAUUGGUUGAUGAAAGUGGCAAGAUGGUUGAACAAAAUGGUGAUAUUGAGGAUGAAGUGAUGACUCACCAAUUCAUAAAUCAGUCUGGGGAGUCAGGACAUGAAUUAGAGACCUCAGAAGAAAUGGAAGGGAAUAUUGAUCAUUUACAAGUCAGCAAGGAGGAUUCCAACAGUGCAACUUUCCCUCGGGAACAAACAGUUCAUACAACAGACCAAAAUGCAGACUCAUAGCAGGAUAAUAUUAAUGGGUAGUUUUUCUUCUUUUUUUAAAAAAAGAAGGUCAUUGUAAAAACAGAUUCAUAACAAGUUAAAUUUUUAUAUUUAGUUACUGGAAAAGUAUUUUUGCUUUUUGAUCCCAGUGAUAAUGGAGCUGUUUCAUUGAUCUAGAAAUUCCAAAGCAGUUUUUUCCCAAAACUUUUAUUUUUAUGGAAGCUCUCCGCAUUGACUGCUAGUAACCAAAGAUGCAUGUUGUACAUCCUUUGUAACUCAUUAUAGUUUUUUUAUAUGGCUGCUUAAGUAAAUGUCUAAGACUGAUGGUUAUUUAUCGAUAAAUGGUAGUAAAUAAGUCUAAAGUUAUGACACAAUUUUAUCUAUUUGACACUUAACUUUGUUAAAUGUUAGUUAAAUAUUAUAUAAUUAUAUUUCUUGUUAUAAGAUUUUAUAGCAAAGAAAUGAACAUUAGUACGGCAUCAACUCAUCAACCUAUUUUAAAGUUUAAAUGAUAUAACUAUACCAGUACAACUUAUUGGAAGAACUAUUUGGCACUGCUGAAAAUGUUCUUAAGGCAUAAACAGUUUAGUUGUACAUGAAGCACAGUUUCUGGCUAUCAUGCUUACCUCCCGGUAUUUGCUGUAAAUAUUGAUUAAUUUAUUGAUAUAUGCAUACUGAAAUAGUUGUUGUAUUUUCAUUUGAUAAGAAGUGUAUUUUCUUUUGAUCUUACUGUAAACUGUCACUUGUGGACAUCUCAGAAGCCCAAUAUCAGAUUUGAAGGAGUAUUUUGUUAAGUGAUCUAUUUUCUAACUCAUUUUACUCUGUGUCAGAUGAACUAAGAUUGAAUGUAUUAGUAUUGGCUUAGAGAUGCAAUCGGGUCAGUGUUACAACCUGU
Molecule: messenger RNA, 12466 nt
Organism: Lymnaea stagnalis (great pond snail)
Lineage: Eukaryota; Metazoa; Mollusca; Gastropoda; Lymnaeidae
Source: the annotation of a GenBank genome assembly